ACUGGAGCAAGACUUUACUAUUUAAAUUGCUUUGCUUCUAAAACUUUUUCUAAGGAUGUUUUGGAUACAGGUAUGGAUGGAAUCUCUUAAGAUCCUUAAGAUCAUGAGGAUGAUGUAAAUCCUUUGGGCAGACUGGUUUCUUACUCUUGCGUGUCCUGCUCCCCUUAGGGACAUUACCUCAGGAAGGCUCCCUUGGGUUUGUGUUUCCUUAGGUAGCCAUGAUGUGGUGGCCUGUGGGAUGAUGCUGUUGGUAUUUACCUUUGCUUGUGGAAAAACCACCACUAAAUUCACAUAGAAGCAGGGAGGCAGCUGGAGACAUCCCUGCAUGUGCGUCUGUCAUUAAAACCCUGAUUUGCCAUUUCUUCUCUUUGGCCUGUAAAACGAUCCCAAAACACGUGUGGGACUUCUGUAUCUGAAAAACACAAGACUUCCCUGAGGCAUCCCCCUCCCUGCCCUUCAAGUUUGGCUUCUCUUCUUAGGAAGGACAGAGUAAAUCUAUAGAUAACCAAGACCAGGCCCAUAACAAAUACAGCACAUCAAUGGCUGUAUGAAACUGGACUCCUAGAGGAGCCAGUCUACCUGGGUUUUUUUUACUCUUUCAAAGGUGUGUAGGAGAGUUAAAACUAUCUCUAAUUGGGCAAACAAUUCUCAUAUACAAUCAGAAGGUGCAGAAAUCUGUUGCUUUGGGUCAUUAGAGUCAUUUUGGUCAUUAGACUCAUGAGAGUCCAGAAGGCCACAAAGUUUCCCUGAGGGCUGGAGCACCUCUCCUAUGGAGACAGGCUGAGAGCUGGGGUGGUCAGCCUGGAGAAGGCUUUAGGGAGACCUUACAGAGGUUCCCAGUGCCUAAAGGGACUACAAGAAAUCUGGAGAGGGGCUUUGGACAGGGGGCUUUAGGGACAGGACAAGGGGAAUGGCUUUAACCUGACAGAGGGGAGGUUAAAUGUUAGGAAAGAAUUCCUCACCUUGAGGGUGCUGAGGCGCUGGCACAGGGUGCCCAGAGAAGCUGUGGCUGCCCCAUCCCCAGCAGUGUUCAAGGCCAGGUUGGACGGGGCUUGGAGCAACCUCCUCUAGUGGAAGGUGUCCCUGCCCAUGGCAGGGGGUUGGAACUGGAUGAGCUUUAAGGUCGCUUCCAACCCAAACCAUCCUAUGAUUAUUGUCAUUCAUCAUAAAAGAUCAGCAAGUUCUGGAUGCAGAAUUUCAGCAGUGCCUUUGGCAUCUUCAACUAAAAACUCUUGGAGAACCGUCACAGGUAUCAAAAGGCAGCGAGCAAGUCAGUCAUGAACAAAGCCUUUCAGAAUGGUUAGUUUCUUGUCCCUGAAAUUCAGAAUUCAGUGCCAUAUCCAGGAAAUCUGUGCCAGAGCGGAACUUUGUCCGUGGAAAAGGCCAGCUGUACUCCCCAAAAGCAGAGCUGAGUUUUGUGCCUGGUAAAGUACCCGGCACAUUGCUGCAAGUGUAAUACCGCACAUGUGUAGCUGCUGGAGCCCCAGUUCAUACCUUCUUAAAGGCAUGUAUUGUUCCUAAAGCUACUCUCCCAGCUGAGGCUGCCACCUCCCAGCUUAGCCCAGCACCACCAGAGCUUGGCAAACGGGAUGGUUGGAGGGAGAGGGAGGAGACAAUCAAGACCUCCCUGUGACUGUGCUGUCUCCCCAUGGGGUGUUUAUAAGCCGUGUGCUGGCGGGCAGGCGUGGGCAGUUGGCUCACCGUGACCUUGGGAGCUGGGAAGCCUGAGUAGCAUUCCUGGGAGCCACGUGAGCCAGACUGGCAGGCGCAGCUGCGGCCAAUGGGGAGCAGACCAGCACUGGCUGCUCGGGUUGAGUUUCAUUCCUCUUGCUUGGGAUUUUUCUCUUUCCCUCCCUGUUGUGCUUUUUCCUCUUUGUUUAUGGGAAUGGACAGGCAGAUGCACUGAUGGAGUCCUAGCAAGCAAGGCAUUUGCCCACUGGAUUUGGGAUUCUACAGUGCUGAGCAACCACUUCUUGCCAUUGCCUACCACAACUCCAGCCCCCUGCCAUGGGUGGGCUUUUAUGGCUCCAAACCUUCUGAGCACACAACCCGCCCUCCUCUUAUCAGGGCAUUUUAUGUUGUGUUCUCUUCUAUGCACUUGCUUUUUGUUGUCCUUAUAGGUUAGUGUAUGAGGCUUUUUAAUGCAUGGGAGAUGGGUCAGGACCAGACAAAGCAACAGAUAGAGAAAGGACUCCAUCUUUACCAGUCUAAUCAGACCGAAAAAGCCCUGCGAGUGUGGACGAGGGUGUUGGAGAAGUCUGCGGAUCCUGCUGGCAGGUUUCGGGUUUUGGGUUGCCUCAUCACUGCUCACGCAGAGAUGGGCAGAUACAAAGACAUGCUGAAGUUUGCAGUGGUACAGAUUGACACAGCACGGGAGCUGGAAGACCCAGAUUUCCUUACAGAGAGCUACCUGAACCUGGCUCGCAGCAACGAGAAACUCUGUGAAUUCCAGAAAACAAUCUCUUACUGUAAGACCUGCCUGAACAUGCAGGGUACCACAGUGAGCCUGCAGCUGAAUGGCCAGGUGAGCCUCAGCAUGGGCAAUGCCUUCUUGGGCCUCAGCACCUUCCAGAAGGCUCUGGAGUGCUUUGAGAAGGCUUUACGCUACGCACACAACAACGACGACAAGAUGCUGGAAUGUCGAGUCUGCUGCAGCCUUGGGAACUUCUAUGCCCAGCUAAAGGACUAUGAGAAAGCCUUGUUCUUCCCAUGUAAAGCAGCUGAGCUGGUGAAUGAUUACGGCAAGGGCUGGAGCUUGAAGUACCGUGCAAUGAGCCAGUAUCACAUGGCAGUGGCCUAUCGGAAACUGGGGCGCUUGGCAGAUGCUAUGGACUGCUGUGAGGAGUCCAUGAAGAUUGCCCUGCAGCAUGGUGACCGGCCUCUGCAAGCGCUGUGUCUGCUGUGCUUUGCGGAUAUCCAUCGCAGUCGCAAAGACAUACAGACAGCCUUUCCUCGGUAUGAUUCCUCCUUGAGCAUCAUGACAGAGAUUGGGAACCGCCUGGGCCUGAUCCAGGUGCUGCUUGGAGUGAUCAAGUGCUGGAUGAUCCAGAAGGAGCUGGACAAGGCUCUGGAAAGCAUUGAAAAAGCACAGGAGCUGGCAGACGGACUAGGGAACAAGCUUGGCCUGCUGAAGCUCCACUGCCUGUGUGAAAGGAUCUAUCGCACAAAGGGGCAGCAGCAAGAAUUGCGUGACCACGUAGUGAAGUUCCAUGAAUGCGUGGAGGAGAUGGAGCUGUACUGUGGCAUGUGUGGAGAGUCCAUUGGGGAGAAGAACAACCAGCUCCAGGCGCUGCCUUGCUCCCACUUCUUCCACUUAAAGUGCCUCCAGACCAACGGGACCCGGGGCUGCCCCAACUGCCGCCGCUUGUCGGUGAAGCCCGGCUACGUCUGACCUUGCCGCGGGGGGGGCUCGGGCUGCGCCUCUGGGACUGCGGCAGCCCCGCUGUGCUCGGGCCCCUUCGGGCUGCGCCGGCCCCGCCUCAGCGGCCGCCGUGCUCGGGUGAGCAGCCGGAUCCCC
This is a messenger RNA of Pezoporus flaviventris, 3517 nucleotides long. It is a transcript of the gene RAPSN, whose product is annotated as receptor associated protein of the synapse. Lineage: Eukaryota; Metazoa; Chordata; Aves; Psittaciformes; Psittacidae. Bases 2129 to 3391 code for a protein of 420 amino acids. Gene Ontology annotation, cellular component: synapse. Gene Ontology annotation, biological process: chemical synaptic transmission. The transcript has 8 exons. The record is from RefSeq and is a predicted model, not a curated record. Gene Ontology annotation, molecular function: acetylcholine receptor binding; protein-membrane adaptor activity.